Emys orbicularis (European pond turtle) is the source of this 1089-nucleotide messenger RNA. RefSeq names its product secretory carrier membrane protein 3 (gene SCAMP3). The transcript is spliced from 9 exons. Gene Ontology annotation, cellular component: trans-Golgi network membrane; recycling endosome membrane. Gene Ontology annotation, biological process: protein transport. The record is from RefSeq and is a predicted model, not a curated record. The coding region runs from base 37 to 1089 and encodes 350 amino acids. Lineage: Eukaryota; Metazoa; Chordata; Testudines; Emydidae.
GUCACUGAGGCUGGGGUCGCGCGGCUGGAGCCCGGCAUGGCCCAGAACGGGGCGAACCCCUUCGGGGAGCCCGACAACCCCUUCCAGGAUCCUGCUGUGAUGCAGCACAAGCCCAGCACGGAGUAUGCGACGCUGGAUGUGUACAACCCCUUCGAUAACAGAGGGCCACCCCCUCCCUACCAGCCCCAGCCAGGGGCUCAGCCGACUCCACCAGUCACCAAAGUGCCCCAGCCGCCGGCCUCUGCCAUGCAGCCCCCCAAGAAGCCAAGCCCCCCAGAGUCCAAAAACUACGGCUCCUAUGGAACUCAGGAGUCGACAGCAGCAGCCGCCACAGCUGAGCUGCUGAAGCGGCAGGAGGAGCUGAACCGGAAGGCAGAGGAGCUGGACAGGCGGGAGCGGGAGCUGCAGAACGCAGCUUUGGGCAAUGCUGCAAUCAGACAAAACAACUGGCCUCCGCUGCCCUCCUUCUGCCCCAUGAAGCCCUGCUUCUACCAGGACAUCCCUGUGGAGAUCCCCACGGAGUUCCAGAAAACAGUCUCCUCCAUGUACUACCUCUGGAUGGCCAGCACCGUGACUCUCUUCCUGAACUUCUUGGCCUCCCUGGCCUGGUUCUGCGUGGAUCCCACAGCUGGUUCGGGCUUUGGCCUCUCUAUCCUCUGGGUUCUCCUCUUCACACCCUGCUCCUUCCUGUGUUGGUACAGGCCAAUGUACAAAGCCUUCCGGAGCGACAGCUCGUUCAACUUCUUUCUAUUCUUUUUCAUCUUCUUCGUCCAGGACAUUCUGUAUGUGCUGCAGGCCAUCGGCAUCCCAGGCUCAGGAUUCAGUGGCUGGAUAGCAAGUCUAACGGUGCUGAGGAAAAACCAGGCUGCUGCUGUGAUCAUGAUCCUGGUGGCCGUGUUCUUCACGGUGGUGGCUGUGCUGGGGAUCAUCAUGCUGAAGAGGAUCCACUCCUUGUACCGCCGGACGGGUGCCAGCUUCCAGAAGGCACAGGAGGAGUUUGCCGCAGGCGUCUUCUCAAACCAGGCGGUGCGCACGGCAGCAGCCAAUGCCGCGACGGGGGCAGCGGGCAGUGCCUUCCGGGCGCAGUAG